This is a messenger RNA of Leucoraja erinaceus (little skate), 3152 nucleotides long. RefSeq names its product NACHT, LRR and PYD domains-containing protein 3-like. Lineage: Eukaryota; Metazoa; Chordata; Chondrichthyes; Rajiformes; Rajidae. Gene Ontology annotation, molecular function: protein binding. The record is from RefSeq and is a predicted model, not a curated record. The transcript is spliced from 9 exons. Bases 19 to 2742 code for a protein of 907 amino acids. Gene Ontology annotation, cellular component: cytoplasm.
ACAGCAGAACGGCAGAAUAUGGUAACACCUAUCCACACCACGGCUGAAGUUGGAAACAGGACUGCGGCUCCAGUGACCUCAACAGUAAGGACAGACACAGAUCUAACGCCUACAUUCUCUGAGUUCCUGACACAGUGGAACGACUUCCAUUUGUUCCAGCUGACAAAAUUCUAUCGGGAGAGACUGAAGCAGGCGAUUGAAGAAGGGGUUGAAAAACUCGGCUUCAUGAUGAGACGGCAGGGAAAUUUCAGUGAACAGGAACACGGGCUUGUGGUAAAGGGAAACCGGAGAGAGAGUUCCACACUCUUCCUCAGUCUGGUGAUGGAGAAGGGUAACCGGCCCCGGCGGGUGAUGUGGGAAUCCUUUGUGAAAAUGCAGAAUGAAUUACCAAAGCUGGACAAAAUACUGAAAGAAAUCCAGGAGCUCGGUCCUGAUCCACAAGAAUACAUGAACAUCAUCAGAGGUUUAUCUGAAUUACCCUCUCAUACGGAAGAUGUUCAACAGAAACACAAGGAGACUCUGCGAGCACAGACUGAAACACUGAGCGUCAACACCAUCCUGAUGAAGGAGAAGGUUAAGGUUUUCCAGCUGCUUGAUCGAUACGCUGAGCUCACAAUCAUCUCCACUGUUCGAGAUCGGACACUGGUGGAACAUGAGCUCCUGGCAAGAGGUCGGGACCAUGAAGAGUGGAGAGAGAAAUGUCUCCGGGAAAAACUGGAAAAAAUCAGGACAGAUCAAUUGUUCUACAGCAGCUUUACCCGGAAUAAAUCCGGAUCUGGGAGUUCAGCAACAGUGGCCGGAGACCCGGGGAUCGGAAAAACAACAAUGGUGCAAAAGAUUGUUCAUGACUGGGCCACAGGGAAAAUAUACCAAAACUUCCAGUUUGUCUUCAGUUUCAAAUUCCGGGAUUUGAACACUAUUAACUGCAGAGUAACCCUGAGGGAACUGAUUCUGGAUCAGUAUCCUUACUUUGGGAAUAUCCUGGGAGAGGUCUGGAAGAACCCAGAGGGAUUGCUGUUUAUAUUCGAUGGUCUGGAUGAAUUCAAGUGCAGAAUCGAUUUUGCUGACAGUCGGAGAGACACAGAACCUAAGCACCAGUGCCCAGAUCCCGAGUGGUGGUGUGAAGUGUCUGACAUUGUGUACAGUUUAAUCCAGCACAAGCUGCUCCCAGGGUGUUCAGUGCUAGUGACCACCCGACCCACUGCGUUACAUUUACUGGAAAAGGCAGAGAUCAGUGUCCGGGCUGAAAUCCUGGGAUUUGUUGGUGAGGAACGGAAGGAAUAUUUCACCAGGUAUUUUGAAGAUCAGAUGCUGGCAGCAGCUGUUUUCAAACAUGUGAAGGAGAACGAGAUCCUGUACACCAUGAGCUACAACCCCUCCUACUGCUGGAUCCUCGGCCUGACACUGGGCCCCUUCUUCACACAAACACACCAGGACCCGCAGCGAGUUCCCACGACCAUCACACAACUAUAUUGCAACUUUAUUUACAACAUCCUGAAAAACCACGGCCGUGAGAUUGAGAACCUCCGUGAGGUGUUACUGAGUGUUGGUCAGAUGGCCUUCACUGGAGUGGCCGAGAAGAACAUUGUGUUCACAGAUGGAGAUUUGAUCAAAUACAAUCUGCAGCCUUCCCAGUUCCUAUCCGGGUUCCUGAUGGAACUUUUGGAGAGAGAGGAUUCAGCCCGGAGCGUGGUGUACACCUUCCCGCACCUCACCAUCCAAGAGUUUGUAGCCGCACUCGCACAAUUCCUGACUGUAGAUCCCGGGAAUAUCGUGAAACUCCUGUCUGAAGCCCACAGCAUGACAGACGGGCGAUUUGAAAUAUUUCUCCGUUUUGUCGCUGGUCUCUCCUCCCCACAGUCAGCUCGGGUCCUGGAGGAGUUUCUGGAUCCAUUUCCUAAUGAAACAACUGGCCAAGUGAUUGACUGGGUGAAGGAGGAGGUUAAACGCCGGGCUGGAAACACAGAGAGUGACGCUGAUAAACGGAGCCUCCUGAACACGUUUCACUACCUGUUCGAGUCUCAGAAUCCUGCACUGGCUCAGCAGACACUGGGAUCUGUGGAAACACUUUCAUUCUAUGAACUGGGACUGACGCCGAUUGACUUUGCGGUCAUGUCUCAUGUCAUCGGGAUCUGUGAUACAAUCAAACACCUCAAUCUGGAGGACUGCCGCAUUCAGUGUGAAGGUCUCCAGCGGCUGGGACCUGCUCUGCACAAGUGUCAGUACUUGAGACUGGGUUUCAAUGACCUGGGAGAUUCUGGAGUGAAACUGGUAUCUGCGGCUCUGCAGAACCCGGACUGUAAAAUACAGACUCUGAGGCUGGCUUAUGUCGGUCUCACAGAUUCUGGAACCAAGGAUCUCGUCUCCGCUCUCAGUACAAACCACUCACUGACGGGACUGGACCUGAGUGGUAAUAAACUGGGAGAUUCUGGAGUGAAACUGGUAUCUGCGGCUCUGAGGAACCCGGACUGUAAAAUACAGAGUCUGUGGCUGAACGGUGUCAGUCUCACAGAUUCUGGUGCCGAGGAUCUCGUCUCCGCUCUCAGUACAAACCACACGGUGACGGAGCUGUGGCUGUCACACAACUAUCUCACAGACCGAUCUGUCCCCGCUCUGCGCCGCCUCAUACUGAACCUCCUGAGACUGAAGCAGAUCGGGCUGGAGAAUAAGUUCAGUGCAGACGGACGGAACCAGCUGAAGAGUCUGCAGGGAAUCAGACGCGGACUGAGUGUGACCGUGUGAACAUCUCGGGGUGUGAACUUCACUGACCUGGGGACCGGAAUAUUGUUGGCUGAUUCCCCGCUCUGCCCUUUAAAUGGCCGCCCUCCCCUUUAAACACCAAUGCUUCCCGGGCCGGCCGGGCGGUGAUGUCAGAGGUGGCGCUGCCCGCUGUCACGUGACCCGGGUACGCGGUGAUGCUGCUGCUGACACCGGAUAUCCGGUGCUGCCCACAGUGGGGGACGAGGGAAUUGCAGCUGGACGUGCAGGAUCCCAGAUGUGACUUCAUCAGCUCCUGCUGUGGAUUGAUGGUGACAACAACAGCAGCAACAUUGUUCAAACUGUUCAUUCACACAGCAAUGUCUGUUACUGCUGUAUUGUCUGUAAAUCAAAUGUAAAUAUUUAAUGACAGUAAAUAACAUUGAAAUUUAGUG